AUGUCGCCAGACAUCCCUACAGGCAUCAUCACCAGGCCCUCUGCCUCUCCAGUGACAACAGAAUCUGCACAAUCUGGGGAAGACCAAAGACGCAUUGGGUUCAAGUGUGGAACCUGUGUCCAGUUCACCUUCAACCCAGGCUUGACUCAGGACUGGCCUCAUUUUACUCUCCCCACCACUGCAGCUGCAAUUCCUUUAUUGAUGCCUUUUACUGUCAACGUCACCAUCACCAACCUGCACUACACGGAGGACAUGGGAAACUCGGACUCUGAGAUAUUCAGUGCCACUGAGAGAGACCUGCAGCACCUGCUCAGUCCUCUGUUCAAAAAGAGCAGCGUUGGUUCCCUGUAUACCAGCUGUAGACUGACCUUGCUCAGGGCUGACAAGGAUGGAACAAGCACCAGAAUGGAUGCGGUCUGCACCUACCGCCCAGAUCCCACAGGCUUCAGGCUGGACAGAGAACGGCUGUAUUGGGAACUAAGCCAACAGACCCAUGGUAUCACUCAGUUGGGCCCCUACACCCUGGACAGGAACAGUCUCUACGUCAAUGGUUAUAACCAUCAGUACUGGAUCCCCACCACCAGCACUCCGGUGACCUCUACAUUCUCUCCAGGACCUCCAACAUCUCUGACGUCCACCCCUAGCUCUACAGUUGCAGGCAUGGGCCCAGCCCUGGUGCCGUUCACCCUUAAUUUCACCAUCACCAACCUGUUCUAUACCCCAGACAUGGGGCACAGAGGCUCCGCAAAGUUCAACUUCACUGAGAAGCCUCUGAAUCGCCUGCUUGGUCCUCUGUUCAAGAACACCAGUAUCGGCCCACUGUACUCUGGCUGCAGACUGACCCUGCUCAGGACUGAAAAGGAUGGGGCAGCAACUGGAGUGGAGGCCAUCUGCACCUACCAUCCUGACCCCAUGCAUCCCGGGCUGGACAGAGAAAAGUUGCACCAGGAGCUGAGUCAGCUGACUCAUGGAGUCACCCAGCUGGGCACCUACACCCUGGACAGUAAUAGGCUCUAUGUCAAUGGUUAUAAUGAACAUGGUCCAGAUGAGCCUCUUACAACUAUGGGACACAACCUGAAGACCCUCACACUCAACUUCACCAUCUCCAACCUUCCAUAUUCAUCAGACAUGAGCAAUGGCUCAGUCAUGUUCAACUCCACCGAGACGGUCCUGCAGCGCCUGCUCGGAUCCUUGUUCCGGAAGAGCAGCCUGGGCCCCUUCUACUCGGGUUGCAGACCAAUCUCCCUCAAACCUGAGAAGGAUGGUGCAGCCACCAGCGUGGAUGCCGUCUGCACCUACCACCCUGACCCCACGGGCCACAGGCUGGACAGAGAGCACCUUUAUUGGGAGCUGAACCAGCUGACCAGUGGUGCCACCCAGAUGGGCUUCUACACCCUGGCCAAGGACAGCUUCUUCGUCAAUGGCUAUGCACCCCCGAGUUUAUCUAUCCAGAGCGAGUACCAGAUAAAUUUCCACAUCAUCAACUGGAACCUCAGCAACCCAGACCCCACGUCCUUAGACUACAUUGCCCUGCUGAAGGACAUCCAGGACAAGGUCACAAAACUCUACAGAGGCAGCCAGCUACAAGACAUAUUCCACUCCUGCCUGGUCACCAACUUGAUGCUGGAUCCCAUGUCGGUCAGCAUCAAGGCAUUGUUCUCCUCCAAUCUGGACUCCAGCAUGGUGAAGCAAGUGUUUCUAGACAAGACCCUUAAUGCCUCAUCCCACUGGCUGGGUGCCACCUACCAGUUGACAGACAUGCAUGUGACAGAAGUGGAGCCAUCAAUUCAUCUACCAACAGACCAACCAACAAUCAGUCCCAGCUUCCAGAACUUCCAGCUGAAUUUCACUGUCACCAACUUAAUCUAUUCCCAGGACAUAGCCCCAGGCACCCCCAAACACCAGCGGAACAAGAGAAAUAUUGAGGAUGCGCUCAACCAGCUCUUCCGAAACAGCAGCAUCAAGAGUUAUUUUUCUGACUGUCAAGUUUCAGCGUUCAGGUCUGAGCCCCCCAGCAACCACACUGGGGUAGAUGCUCAGUGUAACUUCUCACCAUUGGCUCAGAGACUGGACAGAGUUGCCAUCUAUGAGGAAUUCCUGCAGCUGACCAAGAAUGGUACCCAGCUGCAGAAUUUUAUCCUGGACAGGAAUAGUGUCCUUGUGGAUGGGUAUUCUCCCAACAGAAACAAUGUCUUGACUGAGAAUUCGGACCUCCCCUUCUGGGCCAUCAUCCUCAUCUGCCUGGCAGGACUCCUGGGGCUCAUCCUGUGCCUGAUCUGCUGUUUCCUGGUCACUGUCUCCAGGCGGAAGGAGGAGGAAGACUGCGAGGCUCAGCAACAACGCCUGGGCUAUUACCUGCCACGCCUGGACCUGAGGAAGCUGCAGUGA
Molecule: messenger RNA, 2388 nt
Organism: Eubalaena glacialis (North Atlantic right whale)
Lineage: Eukaryota; Metazoa; Chordata; Mammalia; Artiodactyla; Balaenidae
Product: mucin-16-like
Exons: 23
Coding region: 1-2388 (795 amino acids)
Source: RefSeq, a predicted model, not a curated record